AUGGGAGAAGUGAUGGCAACCACAGAGAGAUCCGCUUAUGAAGACGAGGUCAAGAGGAAUAUUUGUCGCAUUAAGCAUAUCGUGGACCAAACCAUAACCAUCUGUCCAUCCAUUGCGAACCUGGAGUUCCCGCUGACGGCUAAUAUGAUGGCCCUCUUGAACGUCACUUAUUCCCAUCAAAUGAAUCUUUACUACCGUUUUGUGCAUCACUUCCCGAUGGAUGCGAACCGACAUUUCGUGCACUUCUUGGACACACAGAUCGUACCUCUUUGGCCGAAGGGAUGUAUGACUCGCCAGAAACUCAUCCACGCCAUCAGUGUCAGCAACGGCUCCCAAUUGAGUGGCAUUCCCGGCGCACAACCACUUCAUACACCGCACACACCACUGACCACCACAUCGACGCCAACGGUAGUGGUGAGUAACGCACCGGAAGUCACCACCGCAUCCAACACUGUGGCUAACGCUGAGGUGAUAGAGCUAACCGGCAAAUAUGUGUUCACCGGAUCCGAUGACUUUCUCGUUAAGAUCUGGUCGACCAUUGAGUGCCGACUGAUUGCCACACUUCGCGGACACGAACACGAGAUAACAGACAUUGCCGUGAAUUACGAGAACAGUCUCCUGGCGUCGGGAGACAUCAAUUAUCUCAUAUUCAUUUGGUGUCUAAAGUCGACAAAAGCCCUACAAGUGCUUCGAUGCCAUCAGCAACAGAUCACAUCCCUGUCCUUCUGUCCGCUCUCUACAGUAUCGUAUUUGGUGUCCACCGGAGAUGACGGCCGCAUCUGCUUCUGGAAGUACAGCGCAGUCACGAAACUCUUCGAUGAAAAACCUGAUCCACAGAUUGUGGAGCAGAAGCUGAAGCGGUCGGGUAUCUCGUGCUCGUCCUUCUCGGCCGGCGGACACCUAUUGGCUGUCGGUUCCACUGAUUCUCACGUCACGAUCUAUAAGAUCAGUGACACUGAAGUGCCACAGAAGAUGGUGUCAAUGAAGUACCAUUCGGGACAUGUGGACAGAAUCCAUUUCAGUCACAAUAGUCUGCGGUUUGUGUCCGCGAGUACUAACUUAAUGCAUGUGCUCACUGGACAUGACGACGAGGUCCACGUGAUUCAAAGUCACCCCAAUUUGUCUCAUGUAUUCCUAUCGGCCGGUUAUGACUCGAAAGCCAUUCUCUGGGAUCUAUUGAAGGGCCGACCCAUCAAAACAUUCAAUGGACUGAAGGGAAGGGCUAUAUUGGACGCGGCGUUCAGUCCUGACGGCCGAAUGUUUGGCACAUCUGACUGUUAUGGCCGGUUGUCUCUGUUUGGUUGCGACCCUCCGGAGCCCUACAAUGCGGUCCCAAAUGAGCUAUUCUUUCACUCCGAUUAUCACCCGAUAGCUAACGUUCACCACAAAUCGAUGUUUGUCGACAAACUCACGAAACUAGAGCCACACCUUCUGCGCAUACCAUUCCUGGUGGACCUCAAUGGGUGUCAAUACCCACCAGACGUUCAGUUCGUAGUCCCCGGCAGAGAGUCGACGCUUUACCACCAAAACGAGCCGUACGUCUGUUUCUCUGAUAACAAAACAUUAGUUUUGGGACCGGUAUUCGAGUGCAACGACACGUCGGCCACCGAAUCGUUUUUUGCCGAUAGAGUCAAACACUUGAUCGACAUAUUAGGCACUCAUAUGACUCGAUGGCAAAUGUCUGAGAUUUUAUUUAUUAAUUACAUCCGAAUACUGGAACACAAGAAAGAUAUCAAACCUUUCAAAGAGUUCUUUGAUUUAUUGGUUAAGUUUUUGGUUUCAAAAGUAACUGCCGAAGAGUUUUGCUCUGAACUAAAUCUAAUCAUACCGUGUCCGCCCUCUUACCUCAUGGUUCCAGUUCUUAAGAGAGGACUCAAUAGGCUUGAGUCCAAUAGCAAUAGCUCUGAAUCCGAGCCCACUAUUGAUUCAAAUCCAACGAUUCUAACUCUCAAUUCGUUUUCAAUUGAUUUUAUUAAUGAAAACUCUGGUCAUUCGUUAAACUCUGCCACCAAUGCAUCCAAAGGCGAUCUCAACGAUAGUAUCACUUAUUUGUCAAACAAUACCAUUACUGCCGAUGUGUUCAUCGCUAAAGUCAAAGAACUUCUCGAACUCGAGAUAACAAAAGAAGAUUAUUCACUACUUUUGAAUAAAACAUUGCCUAAGUUAAGGCAUUAUAUGAUUAAAAACAUGAUAUCUCUGGACGGCAUCUCAUGCGGACCAUUAGUGGCGCCCAAAAGUGACCGCAAACUAAGUUGUGGUCAACAAUCGGAACACAAUUACUCUAACUUAAGAUACGAGGAAAGCAAUGAUAAGCGGACUCUCUAUUUGCGCGAUAAGACUAAGAUUACGGGUCACUAUAAGGAACAGGGAUGGAAA
Molecule: messenger RNA, 2376 nt
Organism: Oppiella nova
Lineage: Eukaryota; Metazoa; Arthropoda; Arachnida; Sarcoptiformes; Oppiidae
Source: the annotation of a GenBank genome assembly